Messenger RNA from Encephalitozoon cuniculi GB-M1, 984 nucleotides. RefSeq lists its product as uncharacterized. The transcript has a single exon. The record is from RefSeq and is marked provisional. Lineage: Eukaryota; Fungi; Microsporidia; Unikaryonidae. The coding region runs from base 1 to 984 and encodes 327 amino acids.
AUGUCCAUCAUGAAGAGUAAGAUCGCAAAGACUUUGGUGGUUGUGGUAGUUGCAAUAGCCAUAUUUACUCUAGUGUUACUCAUGCUUUGGGAGGGACCAUUAGGUACUCUUACCGAAGAAAACCUUACCGAACUUAAUGGAGAGGUUCCGUUUAGAUUUAAGGAUUCAGGAAGUAACGAAGAGGGCAAGGACGUCACGCUCUCAAAGUUCUUCGUGUGUCUGAAUAAGGUCCUAAGGUCUGCUGACGAUAGUCUUUCGUCCUAUCUGUGCUGUGGCGAGACUUCCGAAGAAGAAGGAGAAAGUAAAAAGGGGAAAUACGUAAAGAAUGCAAUUACCGAGGCCAGAAACAUGAUGUUUAGGGUUAAGGAUUCUAAGGACGUCAUUCUUGAAAUCCUGAAAAAAGGAGAUAAAAACCGUAAUGAACUUGCGGAGACCGUCUCAAAUGCAUUCUCGGCUGUUGAGACAUCAGAAGGAUCCGAUCAAGAAUCCGAGGGAGCAGAUGAACAAGGGAAGAUCGAAAAACUGAAUACAGCAUUGGCCGAGCUUUAUAUUUGGAUCUGGCUAAAGGGAAUUCCUGAAGAAGACAAGAGGACUCUACAAUUCCGAAAGACCUACAAAGAGAAUCAAUCUGUCAAAAAUCUCCUUGAUGGCUUGGACGAGGAAAAUCGUGAGGUUGCAGAAUCUACAAUACUUGUUAAGGUAGGAAAAAAAGAAGAUAGCAUGCAUGUGAUCGAGCAUAUACUCACCUCCAUAUUUCAAGCAAACGGGUAUAUGGAAAAGGGAAGCAUUAAACAGGCUUACUUGUCAGCAAAGGCGUCUGUUGCAGCAGCCGGUGGAAGUCUGGGAAAAAAGGUAUCUGAAGUCUCUGAUAAUGAAGGAAAGGGACUAAUUGAUUCACUCUUUGGUAUGAUCGGAUGGAGGAAUAAUAGCAACAACAACAGCUCGGUUAGCAAGAAGAAGGAGGAGCAGGGAGUAAAUAGCUAA